Molecule: messenger RNA, 270 nt
Organism: Epithele typhae
Lineage: Eukaryota; Fungi; Basidiomycota; Agaricomycetes; Polyporales; Epitheliaceae
Exons: 2
Coding region: 1-270 (89 amino acids)
Molecular function (GO): NADPH dehydrogenase activity; FMN binding
Source: RefSeq, a predicted model, not a curated record
AUGUACGAGCAGCGCGCUAGCGUCCCAGGCACGCUCCUCGUUAUGGAGCCCGCUACUGUCCACGAGAAGGCAGGCGGGCAGCCGAACACCCCGGGUAUCUACAACGACGCACAGGUUGCAGCGUGGAGAAAGAUCGUCGACGCAGUCCACGCCAAGGGCUCUCACAUCUACCUACAGCCUUGGGCUCUCGGGCGCGCGGCGCGCCCAGAACUAUUUAACAAGGAGUUCCCCAACUGCCCCUACGUUGCGCCUUCGCCGAUCGCGCUCUAA